Molecule: messenger RNA, 4557 nt
Organism: Mytilus californianus (California mussel)
Lineage: Eukaryota; Metazoa; Mollusca; Bivalvia; Mytilida; Mytilidae
Product: probable serine/threonine-protein kinase pats1
Exons: 7
Coding region: 302-2509 (735 amino acids)
Biological process (GO): signal transduction
Molecular function (GO): protein binding
Source: RefSeq, a predicted model, not a curated record
AUGAAUAUCUGAUGAACACUUCAAAUAAACUUUUAGUAUCUCUAUUAUCUCUUGAUCAUUGAAAUAAUUUUUAACUCCAGUUGAAGGAAAUAUUGCGCAGAAGUUGCUUUUAGGGAAUGCUACAGUGAAAAUCGAACAUGGUGCUGCUAAUACCGAAUUAUUCAAAGAUUCCUAUAAGGACCAAGAAUUAAAAAACGAAGAUAAGAAGACAUCUGCUCAAAAGGAGAAAAAGAAAACAACAGAAGAAAAACACCAAAAGACAACACGUGACAAAAAAGAAGAGUCAUCUUCCAUUCCAAUCAUGACAGCUGCUUCAAUUCAGGGGGUUGUGUUAGAAGAACUAAGGACAGGAAAAUACGAAGUUGAAAUAGCGCCAUCAUAUCUUAUAGACUUCGGCGGGCAAAGAUCCUAUGAUAUGACUCAUCAACUGUUUAUCCAGUACCAAGGAACCUUUGUUAUCAUAUUUGAUGGACGGUAUGGAUUACACCAACCACUCAAAGACUAUCCACAAGGAGAUAUCACAGCGGAAGAUAUCCUCGUCCACUGGGUGAACUCAAUUUUGCUCUACUGCAAGGAAAGUGACGAUAUAAUGCCAAUGAUUUUGUUCGCUGCAACACACAGUGACAAGUUGAAAACAGAUGUAGAAACAGCAAAAAAGAGGUUCACACAGGAACUUACAACGCUCUUCUCUACCCAUUUCAAACACAGACACAUUAUGUAUGACAGAAUAUUUCUUGUCAAUGCAACAAAUCCAAAAGAUCCAGAAAUAGACCUUUUGAAAGACACAUUAGUAGAUAUUGCGUUCAAGCAGACAACAUGGGGACAACGGAAGCCGCUUACAUGGGUUCCACUUGAGUUACAAUUUUCAGAAAUGCGAACAAAAAAUGUCAGUUUUAUAUCAAUGGAGAACCUUCGGGAGUUAAACCAACUGAACGAGGAAUUCACAUUAAGUGAAGAUAGUCUACAGGAUUUUUUAAGGGUUCAGAACUCUCUGGGGAACAUUCUUUACUUUGACAAUCCAGGGCUCAAUAAUCUCAUCGUUGUACAGCCUACAGCCAUGGUGAAUAUCUUGAAGUCCUUCAUUACUGAUAAGCAUUUUUGGCCGAAAAAGAAAGAUCUCAGACGCAUCUUAAAGAAUAUUUCUUCUACUGGCAAAGUCCAAAGAGAACACCUCUUUAAGUUGUGGUCACAACCAAAAUUUCACGAAUUUGUGCCCACCGAUCAACACAAGGAAUACAUAAUACAAGUUCUGGUACACCUUGAUAUUCUUGUUGUGCCAAAGCACAAUGACGUAUGUAGCACAAACGAUGCAACAUAUCUGGUACCAUGCGUUGUUCAGAGUAAAUUACCGGCUGAACUUGUGCCUAGUGAAGAGCAGAAAACCAUUUGCAUGGCGUAUCACUUAAGAGAGAGCAUUGUCCCGACUGCUUUGACUUUUAAACUAGUUGCUGCAUCAGUUAACAUAUGGCCCCUUUACCAAAUUAAUGGACGCGACUGCCUCUACCUCCAAUCAGCCAUAUUAAAUAUUGACGACAGUAAUCAACUCCUGAUCUUAACCAAAGGUCAAAGGGUUAUAAUUUACCUGAGUAACACAGUUUCGAAACAUUUGAUUUCACCCGAUGUAGUUGCAAGUAUUCAAGAAUGUUUGACAUCUGCUUUACAUAGGGUUCUACAUUUUUAUCACGAAUGCUUUGGAAAAAGAUUUGUCAAAGUUGAUGUGGCCAGUCUCUUUGAAGCAGAAGUUGGAUUGAUAUGCAACAAGGAAACCUGUUUAGUUCGUCUGACGGUUGCAAGAGAGAAUAAGACUUGGCUGUGUAAUAAUGGCUCGACACACGAAUCGAAAUACUGCUUAUAUUGGUUUUUUGACAAAGAGAAGAAAACAUGUAACCCGGAAUGCAAAGGGCUAAACACCGAAGCUCUGUCACUACAUCCAACUGACAAACAUUUUGUGAGAUUGGCGGAACAAAUCAGUAUUGCCGUAUUUGACCAAUUCAUUAUACACCUUGGAUUAACACGAGAAGAAUGGGAAACAAUAGAAUAUCAGUUCACACGAAAUGGGAAGCUCGGGAUGCAAUUGAUGGCACUGUAUGAGUGUGAAAAGAAGAAAAAACUUACUCAAACAAUGACUUUGCAGGACUUAUUAAAUGCUCUGAAGGGAAUAGAUCAACAUCAUUCUCUUUGUCAGAUAGUCAGAGAAGAAACCAAUUUAACAGGCAUUGCUGAAAGUAUAUUACAAGAAACUCCUUCAGAGGAAAUUUUGAAGAGCUUGACGCAGCAUCUUGGCAACUGUGUUAUUCAACUUGGUAUUGAAUUGGGACUCAGCUUUAACAGUAUAGAAGAAACUAUGUACAACCAUCCAAAGGAAAUGUAUAGUCAGUUAUAUAACAUUCUCAAGAAAUGGCGACAAUCCAGCAAAGACAAACCAUCGGUAUAUGUACUGAUGAAAGCCCUUCGGCGAACGGAUGCUGGUGGAUUAAUCUUUCUGCGAGAACAGUACCAAACUUCCUGAAUGUCAUGCUUUAAACAAUCAACCAAUUCGAAAUGUUUUCAAUUUUCGACCAUACAAACAUUGGACCAGAAGGGUUCUAGAAACUUAUUUAUGAAAACUUUCUUCUUGUUAUUGCAUUGAAUUUUAACAUCUUACUUGUUAGGUUUUGUUUAUAUUUUGUUGUUGUUUUUGUAUAUCAUAUUCAAGAAGUGACAUUUUGGUCAAAUGAAAUCUUAUUCAAAUGAAAUAUUGGAAGCAUAAAAGAUGUAUAAUUUUAUUCAAAAGUAACAAAAAAAUGAAAAUGUACUAUAGUGAAAAUGUGAAUACCAGUGUUUGUUUUGUUUGUUUGAAUUAUUAGUUAUCAUGUAUUAAAGUUCACAUGUUAGGACUGUACAAUUUCUUCACAAAUAUGAGUAAAACAGCCGGAAACGAUUUCAACCGAAAUAUAGUAUUGUAUUAAAUGCAAAGCAAAAGCUAUUCUCCUCAAUUGGUAUUCGAAGUUCAUCAUCGUCGUCGUCCAUCGUGGUACUUUUUUAUAACCCAAAUCUUCUCCUCUUAAACUACAAUGGAACCAAACUUGGCCAAAAUCGUCCCUUGAUAUCAACAGUGAUCAGGCUAAAAAUGAUCCGAUGAUCAACAUGGCCAUCAAAUCUCAAAAUUAAACAUAGGAGUAAAAUGUAAGCAUUAUCUUUUAUUUCAAAAACUGUUAGACAGAGGAUAUCUAUCGCAAAGAAACAUUUUUAGAAUGUCAAAAUCUGCUGGAACUAAUGACAAUAACAGUUUAUAAAAUGGUUCCGUCUGAAGCGCUUUUCUAGAUAUACCUUCAUCAUUAACUUUCAUACCAAAACUUUAACAGCCAAUGAUGUAUAACUAACUAAACGCUCGAAGAGGUUUCUGUUCACAAGGGGUUUACUAAAUGUAUUAAACAACUCCUGCAUUAUAUGAGUUACUUGCCUUAAUUAAGGAUUUUUAUUAAUAAGUUAAAAGUUUUGCUGUAAUGUUGAAAACAAUAAGAGAUAGAGAGAAACAGUAAUAACAAAGAUGACCGUCAAAAUAAGACCUACAAAUAAGUAAACAUUGCCGAAAUUAUCGGUGACCUCUUAUAUGAGUUAGUUUCCUUAAAUUUAGAUUUUUAGCGACUCAUCUUGGGGUUUUGUUUGCAAAACCUUUGUAGAUAACGAAAAACUAUAAAAAGCAAAAAUAAUCAGCAAAGUAAGAUCAACAAAUAGUAACGGCUUAAAGGAAAUUGACAUUGAUGAUUGACUAAUUCUAAUGUUGUUGUUUUUUUUUACCUCAUAUGAUAAAAGUAUAAACCAAACUUUGAUUAUCAACGCAAAUUCUACACAUAGGUCAAUAUUAUUGACAUCUUCAAUCGACUAAUUUUCAUGUUUGCUUAUUAUCUUAAACAUGUUAAACUGUUAUGUAUAGAUGGAAACUUGACACAGCAUAUUUAAUUAGUAAAACGAGGUUUCCAUUCUACAUAAAUAUCCUUUUGCAUUUUGCAGUUUUCUGGUUAGAAUUACCGGCUGCUUAGAUCCGUAAGUUUGGAAAAAUUAACGCAUUUUGGUAUAUCUUCAUAAAUGAUAACCCAUUCUAAACAUGCUAAAGAUUGAAAUUAAUCAGACCAUAUUUUUGUAAAUCACAAAGAUAAAAAAUGAUAUUCACUAGCCUAACAAAAAACUUUUAUCAGAAAAUGUAAUGUAAUACGGCAGAUACCUUCUUGAAAAUUCCAAUUUUUGCUUAACUUUGUUAAAGUAGAUUUAUUAGUUGUCGUUCAACUCAACUUUGAGGGGUAUGUAUUUGAGAUUUGGUCAAACAUUUUAUUUUAUAGUAUGUGUAUUGUACAAAGACAGUUUGUGUUAACAGAUAUUUCUUGGAACUGUAUUUAGUUAUUCUAUCGAAAGGUUUUGCCCAUUAAUUUCCAUCUAUUGAAAAAGGCAGACCUAUAGUUUUGCAUUCUUAAUCGCAAGAUCAUUGAAUCUCACUGUUUCAUAAUUCUUUCAGUGGAUAUUUUCUAUCUAAAAUUUUCUAUUUUGUUCUGUUAUUGAAUAAAUCAAAGUACAACGACA